GCCUGAACCCGGCCGCCAUCAAUGACCCCAGCCGCGGACCUUUUCCAGGCCGGCCAGUCCGUGUCUUGUCUCACUGUCCGUGUUUGAUAUUGAAUCAUGGGGAGGAAGCUGGACCUGUCCGGCUUGACGGAUGAUGAAACAGAGCAUGUCCUCCAGGUGGUUCAGAGAGACUUCAAUCUUCGAAAAAAAGAGGAAGAACGACUAAGUGAGAUGAAGCAAAAGCUGGACGAGGAAGGCAGCAAGUGCAGCAUCCUCUCAAAGCACCAGAAGUUCGUGGAGCACUGCUGCAUGCGCUGCUGCUCGCCCUUCACCUUCCUGGUCAACACCAAGCGCCGCUGUGGGGACUGCAAGUUCAACGUCUGCAAGAGCUGCUGCUCCUACCAGAAGCACGAGAAGGUCUGGGUCUGCUGCGUCUGCCAGCAGGCCAGACUUCUGAGGACUCAGUCUCUGGAAUGGUUCUACAAUAAUGUGAAGAGCCGCUUCAAGCGCUUCGGCAGUGCCAAGGUCCUAAAAAACCUGUACCGGAAACACCGGCUGGAGAGCGGUGCCAGCUUGGACAUUCUAGGAGGAGGCUUUUUUGAGUCUAACCUGGAGAAUGAAGGAAGCAUUUCAGGCAGUGACUCAACAUUUUAUAGGCAGUCAGAAGGACACAGCAUGAUGGACACCUUGGCCGUCGCCCUACGAGUAGCAGAAGAGGCCAUUGAAGAAGCCAUUUCCAAAGCCGAGGCCCAUGGGGACAGUCUGGACAAGCAGAACGAGGCCAGUUACCUGCGGGAUCACAAGGAGGAGCUAACUGAGGAGCUGGCCACCACAAUACUGCAGAAGAUCAUAAGGAAGCAGAAAAGCAAAAGUGAGCAGCAAGUGGAAGAGGAGCCCGAGUGGCCACAGCCCCAGAGCUGCAGCUCCAAGAAGGCGGACAAGGGGGACGCCGCCUCCCCACCAGGCCACCAAGCACUCCCCACCCUCUGGCGCUCCCAGUCUGCAUUCUCAUUCUCUGGUGAAGAUAUCCUGAAGCCCUCUUCCCAGGAGACUGUGUCAAGGCACCCGAGGCACUGGAGCCAGCAUCAAAAGAAGGAGUCUGCUCUGACCAGCUGGAAGAGCAUGGAUGGGCUGGAUGGAAAAAGUCCGGUUCCAGUGUUGCAGAGCCCGGAUGGGAACUGGGUGGCUCUGAAGGACGGUGCUCCGCCCCCAACCCGCCUGCUGGCCAAACCUAAGAGUGGGACGUUCCAGGCCCUGGAGGUGGCUUCCAGUGUGGCAUCUGCCUAUGAUGAGAUGGGCUCCGAAAGCGAGGAGGACUAUGACUGGAGUGAGGUUUUAAGCAAGCUAUGUCCGCAGUCCCAGGGUCUGCCCAGGCACCCCCAGGCACAGCCUGCACAGGCCCAGGGCGCUGACCAAGGCCCCUCAGCCAUCUCCUUAUCUGGGCUCUCCCCCAACCCUGAGGCUAUGUGCUCUGACUCAGAGACCUCCUCAGCAGGCUCUUCCCGGGAUGCUGGGCACAGGACCAGACUGUCCUGGAUGCAGAGGAAGGUCCCCAAGAACCCCGCAGCAGAGAAGAUGCGUCUACAGGGAGAGCUGGACGUGAACUUCAACCCCCAGGUGGCCAGUGGAGAGACCUCAGACAGCAGCGAGCCAGAGGAGGCCCCACACACUGUAGACCGGCGGGCCAGGCGGUGGAGAAGGGCCCGCGUGGGCUCAGAGGAGCCAAACAAGGAACCAUCUUCCACCAGUGCCCAUCCCCAGGUAACAGACUGCACCCCUAUAUCAGGGGAUGUAUCAGAGACGGACAUCAGCAAUGAGGCUCAGAAUUCUCGGACCAGCACAGACACCCAGGAGGAGAAGCUGAGAAAUAGGUUGUACGAGUUAGCAAUGAAAAUGAGUGAAAAGGAGACUUCUUCGGGGGAGGAUCAGGAGUCUGAGCCCAAGACGGAAUCUGAGAACCAAAAGGAAAGUCUGUCUUCUGAAGAGAACAACCAUAGUGUCCAGGAAGAGCUGAAAAAGAAGUAUUCUGCUGUUUCUCUCUGCAACAUCUCCACAGAAGUCCUGAAAGUCAUCAACGCCACAGAGGAGUUGAUAGCAGAGUCUACAGGGCCCUGGGAGCUCCCACCAGUCCCUUCUGACCGAGAAAAGGGGACGUUUCCUCUUGGGACAGACCAAGUGAAACUGGAUGAACAGCUGACUUCCCUGGAAGAAAACGUGUACCUGGCAGCUGGCACUGUGUAUGGGCUGGAGGGCCAGCUGAGUGAGCUGGAAGAUGCUGCCCGCUGUAUCCACAGUGGCACUAAUGAGACUGAGUUGGAGGCUCUGGAGGACCAGGUGGCGACAGCUGCAGCGCACGUCCACCAUGCUGAGCUCCAGAUUUCUGAUAUCGAAAGCCGGAUUUCAGCCCUGACCAUUGCAGGCUUAAACAUAGCACCGUGUGUGCGCCUCACAAGAAAACGGGAUCAGAAGCAAAGGAACCAGGUACAAACCAUAGACACAUCAAGGCAGCAGAGGAGGAAACUACCCGCUCCGCCAGUGAAAGCUGAAAAAAUGGAGGCAUCUUCAGUGACCACCAUGAAAACAUUUAACCACAACUUUAUCCUCCAAGGCUCCUCAACCAACGAGCCCAAAGAAAGGAAAAGCCCCGCCAAGGAUUUGAUGGAGCCCGCCCUGGAGUCUGCUGCCCUGUAUUAACGCCACCGGAGCUCCACUGCCAGUGACCCACUGCCUCCGGCCAUACACAACAGUG
This is a messenger RNA of Marmota flaviventris (yellow-bellied marmot), 2728 nucleotides long. Lineage: Eukaryota; Metazoa; Chordata; Mammalia; Rodentia; Sciuridae. The record is from RefSeq and is a predicted model, not a curated record.